UAUCUGCUGCAGAAUUCUCCCUCAUAUUAUGGAUAAAUGCUUUCAGUUAUAAAUGGACAAUUGUAAGCAUUUGUCGGCCAUUAAAAAAUGGAGCCAUUCGAUACUAAAUCCCCAGAAGUGGAUGUGUUAUGCAUGUGGCACAACAGAGAGUGUCUGGGCCUGCCUUAGUUGUCCUAGUGUAGCAUGUGGAAGAUUUAACGAGGAGCAUGCUCUAAAACACUUCAAAGAAACCCAGCAUCCAUUAUGUCUAGAGGUUAACGAGAAAUAUGUGUAUUGUUACCAAUGUGAUGACUACGUCCUAAAUGAUAAUGUCUCAGGGGAUCUGAAGAUCCUGAGGAAUGCAUUAAGUGCUAUAGCGACCCAGACCUUUACUGACGUGGAGUCGCGGGGCAGGAGGUUACUCAGGUCAUACUCCCACACCGCUGUCGUGUCACCCUUGAAAACAGAUGAAGAUGACAAGAUAGUUACAGCAGAUUUUCAUAGAAAACAGGUGUUACUGAGAAAGACAUUUACAGCAUGGAAACUUUACACACAGGGGAAGUACAUCAAGAAACAAAGAACACCAGUGAAAAGGAAAAUUGAGUCCCCCUUGGAAUGGAGUCCCGUUAUCAAAAGGAGAACCUUAAUUCCUGGAAUGACUGGUCUACGUAACCUUGGAAACACGUGUUACAUGAACUCUGUACUUCAAGUAUUAAGCCACUUGGAGGAAUUUCGAGAUUUUUUUCGACAUCAGAUCCAGCCUAGUCCCAGUAGAGUUGCCUCCCCUGAGAGCAGUCCCCACUCUUUGGUUGGGAGGAAGUGUGUAACUCCAGUGACCCUGUCUCCAAAAGCCCCAAAGAACUUCUACUCCAAGCCAGCAAAGAGACUGUUUAGUCGACAAACCACUAUAGAAUGUUUUGAGCAUUUAAUGACCCCAGAAAGAAAUCCAGUGACCCCUACCAAAGAGAGGCCAGGAGGUUUACAUGGAGGGUCACAACUGACCACACCCCUCAAAGGAAAACUGUUGUUAUCUGUGGAGAAAAAAGUCCCAACAAGUAACAUAUCCCUUUGUCAGGAGCUAAAUGGUCUUUUCCGAGUAUUAUGGUCAGGUAACUGGGCCCAGGUCAGUCCCCAUGGUUUCCUACAGGCUGUGUGGCAGAGGAUCCCCAUGUUUAAAGGCCACGCUCAGCAUGAUGCCCAGGAAUUCCUCUGUGAAUUGUUGGAUAAAGUUCAGAAUGAGCUGAGUGACCUUGACCUUUUUGACAUUGUGUCAGAUAUGUUUCAAGGUGAACUGGUCAGUCAGGUGAAGUGCCUUGUUUGUGGAAAUGUCUCAGAAACAAAGGAGCCUUUUAUGGAUCUCUCUUUAGAAUUCCCAGAAAGAUAUCAGUUUACCUCCCUCAACGCAAGCAUAGCUCAGGACAUCUGUCACAUUACAGAAAUGUUGUACAAAUUUACUGAAGAAGAAACUUUAGAGGGAAGGAUUUACCAGUGUGAAAAAUGUAAUGCUCGAAGAAAGAAAAGGACUUCAAAUUCCAUCUAUACUGAGGCACAGAAAAGACUGCUGCUGAAAAGACUGCCAAAUGUGCUUAGACUGCACCUCAAAAGAUUUAGGUGGUCAGGCCGGAACCACAGGGAGAAAAUCUCUACACAGGUGGCCUUUGAUGAUGUCCUAGAUAUUGAACCUUUCUGUGAUAAGUCAGAUAUGGAGAAGGAGGAGAGCUAUACCUAUAAUCUGCUGGGGGUCAUCAUUCACCACGGCAGAGGGUUUGGGAGUGGUCACUACACGGCCUGCUGCUGGAAUGCAGAAGCUAAUUCAUGGAUCAAUUGCAAUGAUUCCAGGGUAAAACUUUGUUCCAAGGAGGAAGUAUUAAUGAGCCAAGGAUACAUUCUUGUUUACACCAAAAAUGUUCUUGAAGAUUUAUCUCCCUUGGAAAAGUCAAACUCAAGUGUUUUAUCAGAGUGUUCCACAGACAAAAGCCCUUUACAAAAAAGCUUAUCCCAAAAAGUGGACGCAGACAUAACCUUCAAUUUUAAAACUCCUUCCACUGAUGAAGUGACAUUGAAAUCCAGAAAGAGAAGUCAAGACUCGCUUGACUUUAAACCGGAACAAAGAAUCAUCAAAAGACGAAGAUCUACAAUGUGGUAGUAAUAAGAAAGAGGUCAAAGAGAUCCCAUUAGUAUUGGUUAUAAGUUUACAGUUUGUAAUAUCAGGCAGCAGAACAUAUGAUAUAUGCAGCUUUUUUUAAAUGUAUUUUGUUUCAAGUAAGGCAGAUGCAUGUUAAUUAAACUGCCUUCAAGUUUACAUUGUUGGAUAAGAAACCAAAUAAUCAUUGUAGCAUAAAAUAGGUGCAAGCUGGGAAAGAAACCAAGCAAUUAUUGUAACAUAUAAUAGA
Saccostrea cuccullata (small rock oyster) is the source of this 2372-nucleotide messenger RNA. RefSeq names its product ubiquitin carboxyl-terminal hydrolase 44-like. The record is from RefSeq and is a predicted model, not a curated record. Gene Ontology annotation, biological process: protein deubiquitination. Gene Ontology annotation, cellular component: cytoplasm. The transcript has 17 exons. The coding region runs from base 53 to 2125 and encodes 690 amino acids. Lineage: Eukaryota; Metazoa; Mollusca; Bivalvia; Ostreida; Ostreidae. Gene Ontology annotation, molecular function: zinc ion binding; cysteine-type deubiquitinase activity.